AAGCGGCCGCUUUCCUUUGGGAAAGGAGAUUGAGUCGGCGCGCGUGGUUUUCUGGAUCUCCAGGACCCUGCAUCCCAAAGCCGUUGAGGAGGAAGGAACCUGGUAAAUGCAAAGCGGAAAGUAUUAAAAUCAGUUGCUCCGGAUCCUGGAGACGAGGAACUUUCAGGGAGUGAGUGAGAAUUCCCAGCCAUCCCGCCGGAGCCAUGGAGCUUCCCAAUUAUAGCAGGCAGCUGCUGCAACAACUGUACACGCUCUGUAAAGAGCAGCACUUCUGUGACUGCACCAUCUUGAUUGGGACAAUUCACUUCAGGGCCCACAAGCCUGUGCUGGCUGCUGCCAGCCUGCUGUUCAAAUCCCUGCUGGACGCCACGGACACCAUCUCCAUCGAUGCCUCCAUGGUGGCCCCUGAGGAGUUCGCCCUCCUGCUCGAAAUGAUGUACACGGGCAAGCUGCCCGUCGGCAAGCACAACUUCUCCAAGGUCAUCUCCGUGGCCGACAGCCUGCAGAUGUUCGACGUGGCCGUCAGCUGCAAGACCCUGCUCGCCGGCCUGGUGAGCUGCUCCGCCCAGGGUCGGGCCGGGAGGUACGCGUCCCCUCCAGCGGGCGAGCCCCCCGGAGGGGAAGCCGGGACCCCCGAGGAGGAAAGCGGAGCUCACGAGGAUCCAACGGAGUCGCGUCUUUCAGAAGAGGCUGCCGCCCCUCCCGAGCCUGGGCCGCGUGAAGCCGAGGGGACCCGAGGGGCCGCGGUUGGAGAGGUGGCCGCGGACCCCUCGCCGGCCCGGGAGGAGGUCCCGGAGGAAUCCCAGAGAGUCGCCGACUCUCCGGGAGGGAUUCCCGGUGCCUUGGAAGCGCACUCCUCUUCCCCGCAAGCCCCGGACGAGCCAGCGGACGCGCGCACGUCUUUAGAAAAGGAGGAGAGAGCUUCCUGGCCAGAGAACGAGAGCCAAGAGGGGAAAGUGGAUUUCCUUCUUCAGCAUGAAAGGCUCUUCUCAGAGGUCCUGGCUAUCUCGCAGGAUGUGCUGAAAAGACUAAAUGAAUGUAGGACAAUCGAAAAUCCACAGAAGGAGACCUUAUUAGAGUGCUUUGGAGCUGAAGAUGGACAUUCGGUAUUCAAGAAAAUCCUCAAUAAAGUGACAGAUGAGGAAAGCCUGAACGUUCAGACUGUUUUGUCUUUGCUGGAGCUAUUCCAAGAUACUCAUCCGGAAAUAAGAGCAGCACUAAGGGAAAGAGAACCGGAAAACAGAGAAACCGGGAACCCAAGAGGGAGCCUAGGGGAAGGAAAGACCUUGUCAGUUCUGUUACUGGAACACAAAGAGGACUUGAUACAGAGUGUAGCGCAAUUGAGACCCAUCGUGGAGUUCCUGGAAACAGCGGAGGAGGAAGUCAUGAACAGCAUAGAGAAAAGGGAACUUCUGAAUUGCUGCGAGGGCAGAACAGCUAAGGAAGCUAUGGAGAAUCUGCUGCACAGAGUGACCCAAGAGAAGACAGUGUCUGCUGAGAGUCUGGUGAAACUCCUUCAGGCUGUGAAGAUGUCGUUUCCUCCCCUGGGCUGCCUUCUGGACAGUUUGCAGAGGCAAGCUAGCCUGCCGAGCAACACGGUUGAGCCGAGCCUUGGCGAUUAUGGGACCGACCUACUGAGGCGAUACCAUGAAAACCUCUCCGAAAUCUUCACAGACAACGAGGUGUUGCUAAAGGCCAUCUCAGCUGCACCAAGUUUAGCUCCUGGAGAGAGGGAGGCUAUGGACCAGCUGGUGAGACGUGACGCUGGCUCAAGUGGCUUCAGUUCCCUGGUCUCGGAGGUGCUAGAAGAUCACACCCUGUCAGGGGCUGCCGUUUGGCAGCUCUUGCAGGCAAUUGAAGAAGCAGAGUUUCCCCUGAACCUGCUCAUGGAGGAAAUCCGGAAGGAACCCGGGGCGGACUUCUUCUUCCAAGCAGUGGCCACCCGGGAAAGCGUGGCCCUCGCGAUCAUCCUGCGGCACCAAAGUCUGAUCAAAGAGGCUAUUGAGCAGAGGGCCGUCCUUGAGGGCCUGGUUGCAGAAGAGGAGCACCUGGCCGGCACUAUCCGAGAACUUCUGAGUAUUCCCAGUGAGGGAGCCAGUGGUGAAGUCUCUCUAAAAGCAGCUUUGAGCAGAGCCUUGGAAAAAUCCGUUCCGGCCAUCAAGAUCUGCCAAUUUUUAUACAGCGUUUCCGAGUCCUUCCCAGGUCUGCAGCCCGUCAUGCAAGAGCUAGAGCACAUGGGCCUCCUUCCUGAAGUAACUGAGAAGAAGACGGCUGGUCUCCCAGGGUGGAAGGUGCCCGCCGAAUCUCCGAAUGAAACCCCAGCCAGAGAGGAGGAGCUUGCAUCGGAAUCGACGAGAGACCACCCGGAUAGAGAAGGAAGCAACGGAGAGAAGACCGGCUCCCCGGGGGCCGUGCCGGAGAAAAUCCCCGGCUCGUCCCCAUCCUCCUCCAAGAGGAGCUUCGUCUGCCAAGCCUGUAAUAAGAGCUUCCAUUUUUACUGCCGCCUGAAGGUGCAUGCCAAGCGGUGCCGAGUGGCCAAGGGGAAGCAGGUUCAAUGCAAGGAAUGCAGUGAGACCAAGGCCUCCAAGAAGGAGUUAGAAAUGCAUCAGCAGGAGGCCCACGGUGGCACCGGAACAGCAGCGGCGCCCAGAAGGAAGAAGAGGAGGCUCCCGGUGACAUGUGACAUCUGCAGGAGAGAAUUCGCUCACGCUUCAGGAAUGCAGUACCACAAACUGACAGAGCAUUUUGAUGAGAAGCCUUUCUCCUGCGGAGAAUGUGGAGCCAAGUUCGCGGCCAAUUCCACCCUGAAGAACCACCUCCGCCUUCACACCGGGGACCGCCCUUACAUGUGCAAGCAUUGCCUCAUGACGUUCACGCAGGCCUCCGCGCUAGCCUAUCACACCAAGAAGAAGCAUUCCGAAGGGAAGAUGUACGCCUGCCAGUACUGCGAUGCUGUGUUCGCCCAGUCGAUAGAGCUGUCUCGUCACGUGAGGACUCACACCGGAGACAAGCCGUACGUCUGCCGGGACUGUGGGAAAGGAUUCAGGCAGGCCAACGGCCUCUCCAUACACCUGCGCACCUUUCACAACAUAGACGAUCCCUACGACUGCAAGAAAUGCCGGAUGAGUUUUCCCACCCUCCAGGAGCACCGAAAACACAUCCACGAGGUCCACUCCCGGGAGUAUCACCCCUGCCCCAGCUGUGGAAAGAUCUUCAGUGCUCCGUCGCUCCUUGAGCGCCACAUGGUCACCCACGUGGGAGGGAAGCCUUUCAGUUGCGAGAUCUGUGACAAAGCCUAUCAGCAAUUGUCUGGUUUGUGGUAUCAUAAUCGGACCCAUCACCCUGAUGUGUUUGCGGCUCAGAAUCAUCGAUCCUCCAAAUUCUCCUCGCUGCAGUGCAGUUCCUGUGACAAAACCUUUUCCAGCACCUCAGCCCACAGGAAACAUGUCAAAACGGAGCACGCAGAUGUGCAGUUCCACGAAUGUGACAAGUGUAAGGAGCUCUUCCCCACACUGGCUUUGCUGCAGGUCCACGUCAAGUGUCGCCAUUCAGGAUCUCAGUCGUUCCAGUGCCUGUAUUGUGCCGCCUCUUUCCGCUUCCCUGGCGCUCUGCAGCACCACGUGACGUCAGAGCACUUCAAGCAGACAGAGAACACCUUCAGCUGCGAGCUCUGCGGGGAACUUUUCACGUCCCAGGCCCAACUGGAGAGUCACUUCGGGCGCGAGCACCCCAAGAGGGCCAUCACAGAAGCCCAAGCCGCAGCUCCCGAGAUGGUGCAGGUGAUCCAAACCCCGGAUGUUGAAGCGUCAGCCGAGCAGCGGGUGAUCACCUUGGACGAGAGCCAGCUAGCCGGCUCCCAAGUGUUUGUGACCUUGCCAGACGCCCAGGGGAGCCAGACGACCACCGAGCUGGUGGCGUUGACGAUGGCGGACUUGUUGGACGGCACGGUGACCCUGAUCUGCGGGGAGGCCAAGUGAUGCGGGGUGCCCGGGACGUUCCGAGAAACAGUCCCUCUGGGGUAUUAUUCGCUGCACCUCCACAUCCCCCCCAACCCCCCAACACUGGCGGCAGGUCAGCGGGAUUAACUUCUUUCUCUUAGCCACCCCCAAGACAGACAACACUUCAGAGGCGAACAAAGCACCGAACGCCCUUCUGGAGCUGAAAAGGCGCUGUCAGCAGGCCGGACUGACCCCGCUGCCCUUUCUGGUCUGGCUGCUUCUUCCCCACAGGCCUGCUGCUCUGGCAUCUGUGACUCUCUUCCAGCCCAGAAUGAAACAGAAGCAUUAGCCCUGCCUAAUGAGGAGUGGGGAAGGAAACUGGUGACCAAGGCAACCGAAGAGAUUCGAUUUUUGAAGACCUGAAUUUGAAGGGGAAGGAUGCGUGGGGGAGGUGAAGAGGGUGUGGGGGGUGCCACGGAGGCGGAAUGAAAAAAAAGGAGAACUGGAGCCAGGAAAGAGCAAGAGAUACAUGAAAGGCUAGGGUUGAAAACUCUAGAGGCUAAGGGAGAACAACACUUAAAAAAAGAUGAUCUAAGUUAGAGCAUAGUGGGAAAUGGGUGGCCCAACUCAAAGAGGAGGAGAUAUCCUGGCAGAAAAAGAAAAUUUUGGUUGUUUUUUUGCCGAGACAUAAGGCUUUUAUGGGGGUGUUUAAAUCCCGCUGGUUCUUUUUCAUUUUAUUUUCCCUGGAGACGCUUUCUCAAGCCCCUUCUCGGCGAGGCUUAGCAUCUUAGAGCCAUUACAUAUAAGGACUAGGGAAAUAAAUAUGGGGGCCUGGCACUGUUGUCUUUGACAUUUCUUAGUGGCAUUUUUUUUAAUUUUUAUUAUUAGUAAUAGUAGUAUUAUUGUUAUCGUUGCUACUGCUAUAUUGGGAGACUCCACCCAGCCAUUUUCCUGGAGGGCAGACAGCCCAUCGCUUUGGGAAGUAGCAUUGUCAGAGAUGCCCGGAGAGGCUCCCACCCCAGACAGCGUGCUACUUUCACCGCAGGGCAAUGACCCUUCUGAGACUACAUUUCACCAAGCUUUAUAGUUUCCUAAAAUAUAAUCCCAUAAUUAAUGGUGUGCUGAAUCCAUGAUGAAGUGCAAUUAGAUGGAUGUGGGCUCCUGCAGUUUAGAGAGAACGACUAGCAUUUAUCUUCCUUUCCUAGAUGCCAAAAGGUUGAACCGUGCCAAUACGGUAUUUACCUACUGACCAUCAAUCUGCACCGGGCCGGUGGGCACCAUCCCCCUUGGAGAACAAUGCCCACAUGACCCCUUGACCAUGGGACCGUCCCUCCCUCCCGGCGACAACUUGCACCUGCUGCCUAUCGAGCUGGGUGACAGACUGCUGUAGUUCAAAGCAAAAGCCCAUAUAUUGCUGCCUGUCUGCUACUUCACAGGCAGAACCGCAAAGGUAGGAAUUUAACCCCUACCCGUUCACCUCCCAUUUUGUGUGGCGGUCUGAUGGAAGAGCAGCUCCUGUCCCCAGUUAAUGAUAAUUCGUGACUAGAGUCAUGAGAAAAGGUACACGGCCUUCCCUCCCUCCCCCAGCCCGCCCCGGUCAAGCCAAUCCUUUGAGUUUAUCAAGCCUGAAGCAAAGUUUUCAAAAGAAACAUCCCUGGAAGCUAAAUAUGGCCAGAAGAUGGUGUUCGAGCCUUUAAGAAUUAGUCUGGUAGGGCUGAUCUCCGCUGGUGCUUCCCCUUGAGGCCUGCACAAUCUUCUUUAAGCUUUCUCCGUCCCUUGGGUUAGGAGGCCUGGAAAACUGUUGCUCCCCAGUUAGGGAACGGGAACCGAACAGCCCCAUCAACGAGCCGAGCCUCCCCGGAGACCAGACAGUGUCCUGCCGCUAAAGGGUGCUUACGUCCGCCUACUUACCGUGGGGAAAGAGAAGAAGAUUGUGAGCUGCCUAACCUGAGCUUCCUAAACUUUCCUCCCAUCUGUAAAAGAGAAGAGAGAAUUUAACAAUCGAGGAGAGUGGAUUGAGUUGGGGAAUCUUAAAGCUUUCCAGAGGAAGGGCCGCCAGCCUUACACUAAAAUACAGAAUGGAGUCCCUCCAGAGGUUUCCGGCCCAGAGACUUAAUCUCUAUCGGGGAGCUUUCCUCUCCUGUAAGAUGGGCAGGCACAGGAGGCAGCCCGGUCUGAAGGAAAGAAAGUCACUUAACCGCUCUGUGCCUCAGUUUCCUCAUUCAUAAAGUGGGGAAAAUAAUAUUGCUCUGCUUCACAUAAAGUUGUGAGGAUAAAAUGCAAUCACUGAUGUGAAUGUGCUAAGGUUAAAAAUAAAAG
Messenger RNA from Tachyglossus aculeatus (Australian echidna), 6257 nucleotides. RefSeq names its product zinc finger and BTB domain containing 40 (gene ZBTB40). Gene Ontology annotation, molecular function: DNA-binding transcription factor activity, RNA polymerase II-specific; protein binding; RNA polymerase II cis-regulatory region sequence-specific DNA binding. Gene Ontology annotation, cellular component: nucleus. Gene Ontology annotation, biological process: regulation of transcription by RNA polymerase II. Lineage: Eukaryota; Metazoa; Chordata; Mammalia; Monotremata; Tachyglossidae. The record is from RefSeq and is a predicted model, not a curated record. The transcript is spliced from 18 exons. The coding region runs from base 204 to 3977 and encodes 1257 amino acids.